AGACUCGCAAUAGCCGCUCGUCGCUUAUUUGAAUGCCGACGUUAGAUCUUUUGGAGAUAAGCCACCCGACCGGACAAAAUACCAAGAGGAUUUUCAUGCAGCCAAGACCUCAAAGAUGGGGCUCCGUCACCAGGCUUUGGGACCAUUUAGGAAGGUUGCUAAAUGAAGAUGGAGGGAUCAUGACACGUUUGGGCAUUUUUUUUCGUCUUGGAGACGCGGAUAACGAUUUCCAACAUCGCUUCCUGCAGCAUGGUCACCCGGCAGUCAACGGUCAUCCCCAGUCAAUCGGCCGGUCUUCAUCCGAGGUCGCAUACACAAGAUAUAUAAAGGGUACCAUGCAACGAAGUUGCUGCAACCACAACGAUGGAUCGCUACCUUAUCGCAAGGAUCCCUACAGUGGCGCCCUCAGUACUAACUUUGGGCCUUCUCGCCUUGAUCCUCAGCUAUGGGCCGCACACAGUAGCUGCUACUGGGAGUACCUACCUUGUCAGUCGCCAGAGCAAUGGCACAGCGCUCAGUCCGCACUUCACAGCCAUAUCGGACUAUGUUGACUCCAUCACUGACGACCUUUCAUCCAUCAACACCGAGAUUCAUUCGAACCCAGAGCUAGGCUAUGAGGAAGUCAAGGCCCAUGAACUACUAACCUCAUUCAUGGAAGAGCAAGAAGGAUGGAACGUCACUCGGUCCGUCGGGAACAUCUCGACUGCUUUCAUGGCCGUGUUUGAGGGCAGCGGCGAGGGUCCGAUUGUUGGCUUCAACGCUGAGUACGAUGCGCUGCCAGAGCUGGGCCACGCUUGCGGCCACAACCUCAUCGCUACUGCAUCUCUAGGAGGUGCUCUCGCAGCUGCCGACGUCAUGCGUAAGGAGAACCUCGCAGGCAAGAUCAUCCUCUUCGGAACUCCCGCCGAAGAAUCUCUGGGCGGCAAAGUCAAGAUGCUAGAAGCCGGCAUCUUCAACGACGCCAAAAUCGAUAUCUCCUUGAUCUCCCACCCAACAUCCAGCGGCGACAGUCCUUACAUGAUCACCACCUCGACCGACCGCGUCGACGUUGAAUACUACGGCCGCGAAGCCCACGCCGCCGCCGGACCCUGGGAAGGCAUUAACGCGCAAGACGGCCUGCUCCUCGCCAACAGCGCGAUCUCCUACAUGCGUCAGCAACUGCGACCUUCCGACCGCGUCCACGGCUUCAUUUCCAGCGCAGGGUCCCGCAUCAACGUCAUCUCGGCCAAAGCCUCUGGAUCCUACCAGAUCCGCGCAAACGACGAGACACAGCUCUCGAACCUAACUCAGCGCGUCGAGAACUGCUUCAAAGCCGGUGCCCUGGCUACAGGCGCCGAACUCAAUUUCACAAUCCGUCCCUACGGGUACGCAAACCACGUCACCAACGACCUCCUCGCCGCCUCGUACGCGACGUUCUUUGAAGAGCUGGGCGGCGAGCUUGAGCCCAGUGAGAUCGACAAGAUGAAAGACCCCUCCGGCUCAACCGACCAAGGCAACCUCUCCCACGAAUGGCCGAGUAUAUCCCCCUACUUCCAGAUCUUCAACGAGGAUGGGAGUGUGCCGUCCAGCGGCCCACACACAGCGGCUUUCGAGGUCGCAGCUGGCUCAAAGCCAGCGUUUGAGAAGAGUUUGGUGGUCGCGAAGAGUCUUGCGGGGGUCGCUGUUGAUGUGUUGACUGUGGAUGGACUUUUGGAACAGAUCAAGGAGGAGUUUGAGAAGACGAAGACGCCUAGUUUGAGGAGGCGCUCAUUGUCGAGGAAUGCGUAGGAAGCACGGAGAUCAAGAAGU
Macroventuria anomochaeta is the source of this 1788-nucleotide messenger RNA. RefSeq lists its product as uncharacterized. The transcript has a single exon. Gene Ontology annotation, molecular function: dipeptidase activity. Bases 364 to 1767 code for a protein of 467 amino acids. NCBI's taxonomy places the organism in Eukaryota, Fungi, Ascomycota, Dothideomycetes, Pleosporales, Didymellaceae. The record is from RefSeq and is a predicted model, not a curated record.